AUGUCCCGCCUCGCGAGCUCGCGCCUCGCCCUGCGCCUCCUCCCCCGGACCGCCGCCGCCGCCGCCCCCUUCUCCUCCGUCUCCCCCGCCGCGGCGGCAGCAGCGGCCGCCGCCGCCGCGUCCUUCGCUCCCAAGGAGGCCGCCGCCGCAGCAGCAGCCCUCCCUCCCAAGGAGGCGGCCGCCGCCGCGUCCUCCGCCGCCGCCGCUGGCGAUCCCGCGCCCGCGCCGCCCCAGGGGGCCCGCAAGCCGUUCGGCCUGCUCAAGGCCGGCCUCCUCACCGCCGUCACCGCCGCGCUCGGCGCCACCGGAUACGUCACCUACGCUUAUUCUGUGGAGGAGGUGGAUCAGAUGACGCGGGAGUUCCGGAAGAGCUCCAAGGAUCCCGUACCCGAGGACCUGUCCGGCUUCGAGAAGUAUAAGGCUACAGCUUAUUUCGAGGCUAUGAAAGUUCCUGUUGCUGCUAUUGACUUCUACUUGGACGCCAGGAGUCAAAUUGAAGAUCAAAUUAAGGGAUUUGUUGAACCAUCAUCAGAAAAACUUCUUCCGGAUCUAGCUCCUAACGAACAACAUGUCUUCACCGUAGUUCUGGAUCUGAAUGAUACUCUUGUACACUCAGAUUGGAAGCGUGAGAGAGGAUGGAAGACUUUUAAGAGACCAGGAGUGGAUGCCUUUUUGGAGCAUAUUUCAAAGUAUUAUGAAGUUGUUGUGUUUUCUGAUCAGUUGAGCAUGUACGUUGAUCCUAUUAUGGAAAGACUGGAUCCAAAAUUCUGUGUUCGGCACAGGCUAUCAAGAGUUGCCACUAAAUAUGAGAAUGGAAAACACUAUCGGGAUUUGUCAAAGCUGAACAGAAAUCCUGCCCAAGUUAUCUAUAUCAGUGGUCAUGCUCUUGAGUCAUGCCUGCAGCCUGAAAAUUGUUUGCCAAUCAAACCUUGGAAGCUUGAAACUGAUGACACUCAACUGAUUGAUCUUAUUCCGUUUCUCGAUUAUCUCGCUAUGUCAAGGAUUACUGACAUCAGGCCUGUCCUUGCAUCCUUCCAAGGUCGUGACAUCCCUACCGAAUUUCUUGAGCGUUCGAGGCGUCUACAAGAACAGAAGCAGCAACAGGGACGCAUUUGGCGGCGAUAAUCUGCUGUAGGGCAGCGAUGGAAUCAAGACUUCUCUUUGCAAUUUCGUCGACUUUGAUUCAGAAAUCACCUACUUUCAGUAGUUACCUCAUGUUUUAGUUACUAUAGGCGUCUUGGAGUGAUAUCUGACCAAGCUAUGUGAGAAUUUCACGAUAAUGCGGGUGACAUAUUUUUGGACAAAGAUGCGGGGUACAUGCCACUUAAAAGCUCACUUUGCUGGCAUUAUGAGAAUUUGUCGAAAUGAGCUUCCAGUUCAUUGAUUGCUGUAAUCAUGUGCAGUGUUACAAUGUGAACCGAUAUGGCAAUGUAGUAAGUUGGCGUAUUGGAUCCGUUUGUUGAUAAUAAGGUUUGUUAUUCCGGAGCCCUGUAUGAUGGGAUAAUGUGAACAAGAACCGGUGGGGUUUACCUGUUUUCUUCGCUUGGA
Molecule: messenger RNA, 1548 nt
Organism: Lolium rigidum
Lineage: Eukaryota; Viridiplantae; Streptophyta; Magnoliopsida; Poales; Poaceae
Product: mitochondrial import inner membrane translocase subunit TIM50-like
Exons: 10
Coding region: 1-1125 (374 amino acids)
Molecular function (GO): phosphoprotein phosphatase activity
Source: RefSeq, a predicted model, not a curated record